This is a messenger RNA of Cooperia oncophora, 811 nucleotides long. The record is from the annotation of a GenBank genome assembly. Lineage: Eukaryota; Metazoa; Nematoda; Chromadorea; Rhabditida; Trichostrongylidae.
UCGUUUGAAAAACGAACUCGAUCAAAUCAAGAAGGAGUACGAAGAAAAGGCUGCGAGACAGAAAGAGGAAUCCGACACGGCCAUACAAGAUUUCAAAUUGAAAGCCGAGAAAAAAAUUGCCAAGAUCAAAGCUGCUGCCGAAAAGGACGUUACAUCCGCGAAAGCUGAACUUCUUCUGGAGGUGGAUCAGCUACGACGCACUAUUUCUGAACGUGAUCGCCGAAUUGAUGAGCUCGUAGUAGAAAAGGCUCGAACGGAGCAGCAGCUGAUUGGACAGCGGGAAAUGGAGGAAGAAUUGGAACAACGCCGAUCAAAGGAGAAAAGAAAUGAAUUGGGAUUUAAGCGUAGUGGGCGGCUGUUGAACGACUCCGUCAAGAGUAUUGAAAGACGCAUUGUGGAGUUGGAAACGGAAAAUCGAUUGCUGGAUGAGAAGAACAAAGAACUUACCGAAUCUAAAGAGAGAAGCGAAGCUCGUGCUGAGGAAAGCGACAAAAAUUCCAAGGAACUCGAGAAAAAGAUCAAGGCCCUAGAAGAGGCAAACGAGGAAGGCUUCCGUAAAGCAGCUGCCAAGCACGAUAGCGAUAGUAAGAAAGCCGUACGGGAGCUACAAAGAGAGGUCAAACAGCUUUAUGUGGAAUUGAAUGAGAAGACUGACGCGCUUGAUAUGGCGCGGACUCGAAUCUCAGAAUUGGAGUCGAGCUCUUCGAAAUCCGUCGAAGAGGCUGUGAUUCAAAAACAAACUCAUACAGACGUGGACGCUUCUCCAAAUUAUGGGGUAUGUACUGAGAGAUUUACCGAUCUAACCAUAUGA